Messenger RNA from Fusarium coffeatum, 1623 nucleotides. RefSeq lists its product as uncharacterized. Gene Ontology annotation, molecular function: carbohydrate binding; carbon-oxygen lyase activity, acting on polysaccharides. Gene Ontology annotation, biological process: pectin catabolic process. The coding region runs from base 1 to 1623 and encodes 540 amino acids. Lineage: Eukaryota; Fungi; Ascomycota; Sordariomycetes; Hypocreales; Nectriaceae. The record is from RefSeq and is a predicted model, not a curated record. The transcript has 2 exons.
AUGGUCAGCUUCAAAUACUUAGGCGCUCUAGUCAGCGCCGCUCCGGCUCUGGCAGCCUUUGGCACUUCUACUAGCGGAAACAACCUCAUCGUCGACUCUGGUAGCUCCAACGGCUUUUCCGUCAGUAUCAGCAAGAGCGAUUGCUCUAUUAACUCGAUCAAGUAUCGUGGAAAUGAGUACCAGUACAAGUCUCAGACUUCGCACAUCGCGUCCGGUCUUGGAUCAGCCAGUGUCCAGUCCACCGUUCUCAACAACAAGUACAUCAAGGUCACUUGUACCGCCAAGUCUGGCGAUUUCGACUUGACCCACUACUACGUUGUUCAAAACGGCCAAAGCAACGUCUACAUGGCCACCGACACCAAAUCUCAGCCCAAGAUCGGCGAACUACGCUACAUCGCCCGUCUGGACCGAUCUCUUCUUCCCAACGAGAUCCCCUUCGGCGAGGUCUCUAACACUUCGGGCGGUUCAGCUAUUGAAGGCUCUGAUGUCUUCAACGUCAACGGCCAGACCCGCGCCAAGUUCUACUCUUCUCAGCGCUUCAUCGACAACGAUGUCUGGUGUUUCCAGAGCAGUGGCAAGGAUGUUCACGCUUGUAUGGUCACCCAUGCUUCGCGAUCUUAUGAGAAGAGCUCUGGCGGUCCUUUCUUUAGGGAUAUCAACAGCAACAACAACGGUGGAUUCAGCGCUCUUACUUUCUACAUGAACUCUGGUCAUGCUCAGACCGAGGCAUUCCGUCAAGGUUUCCAUGGACCUUAUGCUCUGUCCUUCUCUCGCUCUGGUGUCCCCAAGGCGAAGGACUUCGACAUGACUUUCUUCAAGGAUCUUUCCAUCUCUGGCUACUCUGCUGACUCCUCUCGCGGCCGCGUCAGUGGUACUGCUACUGGUGUUCAAUUGGGAUUCCAGGGUGUUGUUCACUGGUUCAACAAGGACUUCCAGUACUGGGCUUACACUUCAUCCAACGGCGCUUUCACCUCUCCCUUCAUGGUCCCUGGUACCUACACCCAAGUUCUCUACCAGGGUGAGCUCAAGGUUGCCUCUAAGAGUGUGAGCGUUUCUGCCGGUAACACAGCUUCAUCUUCCAUCGCUGCCGACUCAGACAUCACCACUGGAAAGCACACCUCUGUCUUCCGCAUCGGAGACUGGGACGGUCAACCCAAGGGUUUCCGCAACGCUGAUAAGCAGCUCCGUAUGCAUCCCAGCGACAAGCGCAUGGCUAGCUGGGGUCCUCUCACCUACACCGUCGGCUCCAGCUCAGUAGGAGACUUCCCUAUGGCUAUCUUCAAGGCUGUCAACAACCCUGUUACUAUCAAGUUCAAUCUCCCCUCUGCCAUCUCUGGCCAGGCUACUCUCCGUAUCGGUACCACCCUUGCCUUUGCCAGCGGUCGUCCUCAGGUCACCAUCGGUAGCUUCAAGAAGGCCUUCGAUGCCCCUACUAAGAUCGAUUCGCGAGGUGUCACCCGUGGUGCUUACCGUGGCCAUGGCGAGGUUUACGAUGCUGUUAUUCCUGCUGGUACGCUCAAGCAAGGUUCCAACACCAUCACUAUUGAGGUUAUCUCUGGUAGCUCUGGUGCUGACUUCCUGAGCCCCAACUUUAUCUUUGAUGCCGUUGAGCUCUUCCAUUAA